AUGGUAAUGAUGCGCUACGUGCUGUGUAUCCUCGCUCUCCUGCUCUCAUGUGCGUGUGUGCACGUCCUCGCUGAAGAAGUGCCUGCCGCCGAUCUUUCCGACCAAGUCCCUGAUACGGAGAGUGAGACAAAGAUUCUUCUUCAAGGUACUCCUGUCGCCCUUAAUUCUCAGUGCCCUGCUGGUGUUACUUCUGGUACUACUGGUAUUGCUGAGGGUACUACUGGUAAUUGUACUCCUCCUCCUAAAGUACCUGAGGUUCCAAAAGAAGUUGUUCCUGAGAAAAAAGUACCUGUUGCUCCUCCUAAAAAACCCGAAGCACCUCCUGCCGCAGCACCUCGAGUUCAAAGUCAAAAUGGAGAUAAUGGUAUUUCUGGUACACCUGACGGAACUGCUGAAACGGGUGACGCUGCUCUUCAUGGUCAAGAUGGUGAGACCGGCUCUUCCGGUUCUUCUGGUACUGCUGUUAAUACAGCACUUGCCGAUUCUGUUGAACCUAGUGCAGAUGUCAAUGCGGCUGAUGCUGUUCGUGAAGACCAAACUGAAGAUAGUGUCAACAAUGCAGGAGGUGGAAGUGCUGAUAGCCAAGGAAGUGGAGCACCACAAACUUCUUCUCCCAACAACACAAAAACGGGGAGUGCCGGAGCUUCUGAUACUGAAACUACUUCGAGCGGCAUGAGAUCUGGAGGGAAUGAAUCGACAAGGAACCAAAAAGAUGUUGCAGAAAAUACAGAAAACACCACCACCACCACCACAACAACACUUCCUCCUGAACUCACAAACAACAAGAAGGGUGAUGCAGACAGCAGCAGCAGUAUCAGCAGUUCUGUGUGGGUGCGUGUGCCCCUACUGAUUGUGGUGACACUGGCCUGUAUUCUUGUGUGCUGA
Messenger RNA from Trypanosoma theileri, 885 nucleotides. RefSeq lists its product as uncharacterized. Lineage: Eukaryota; Euglenozoa; Kinetoplastea; Trypanosomatida; Trypanosomatidae. The record is from RefSeq and is a predicted model, not a curated record. The transcript has a single exon. Bases 1 to 885 code for a protein of 294 amino acids.